CGAAGCACAUACUUGUCCAACCAAUAGCGGUGCCCCUGCUAUCCGCGCACAUAUUCUUACCGAAUAAUCUCUGAACCGGCAUAUCAUCAUUCUUGGCGUUUUUGGUUGUCAGGCCAAGGGUAGGCCAUGCUCGAUUUACCAUGGAUGGGAUGUUUCCCACCAGUUUUGUUUGUUUUUGUUUUGUUUUAUUGGAAACGGAGUUACGGUUUUCGGCCUUGGUUAAGGUAAUAAAGGAUCCGAAUUGGAUGGUGGGAAGGAACAUAUGUCGGUAUUCACUGGCUUACAAAGAAAAGAAGAAAAGGGGUCUGGGACUAGGUGGUACAGCAUCAUCAUCAUGGUCCAAAGUCGCGAAUCCUUUGACCGACUUUGAGAUAUGGCUCCCAAGUCCAAGUGUUAGACGGAACCACUGGGGAAGGGAGUCUUCUCUAUGCCCUAAAAAGCGACAGGGCCAAUUGAGAAUAGUUCUAUAAUUUUAUUCAGAUGUUCUCAUUGUGGGGAAGUGUGAAUAGUGAAGUCCGU
Messenger RNA from Pseudomassariella vexata, 519 nucleotides. RefSeq lists its product as uncharacterized. The record is from RefSeq and is a predicted model, not a curated record. The coding region runs from base 141 to 470 and encodes 109 amino acids. The transcript has a single exon. NCBI's taxonomy places the organism in Eukaryota, Fungi, Ascomycota, Sordariomycetes, Amphisphaeriales, Pseudomassariaceae.